Molecule: messenger RNA, 170 nt
Organism: Paramecium primaurelia
Lineage: Eukaryota; Ciliophora; Oligohymenophorea; Peniculida; Parameciidae
Source: the annotation of a GenBank genome assembly
AGAUAUAGACCUAGAAGCAAUGUCCAAAAGAUAAGUAGAGCCACCUUUUAGACCUUAAUUGGAAGGAAAGAAAGAUUUAAGAUAUUUAGAUCCUGUAAUUAUUUGUAUUAUUAUUAUAAAAGGAUUUGUUACAAUAAGAAAUUAAAUUUGAAGAAGAAUUAGAUAAUUGA